GGAACAUCAUGUUUUAUAUGUCACGGCUGAGUGGAAUGCUGACUAAAAGAAGGCAAGUGAAAGAAAAGAAGCGGCAAAAGUGAACAUUUCAACGGACAAAUUGUACUCUUGAAAUGUUUUGUGUGUGUGCAGUUCCGCCGAGUGGCAAAAGGGGGCGGCAGAGAGGCGGGGCUUCUGUCCAUGGUGCUGAAGGUUGGAGCGGAGUGUCCAUCAAGUGUCGUCCAUCCUUCCUUCCUUGCUUCCUUCCGUCCGUCAGCUGCUGACUUGGCCGCGCACCUCUGCUCUUUUCCCGCACGGCUGCUCGGACAUGUCGGCCAACUUGUGAAGCUCGGACGCUCCAUUAAAGGUCGGCGCGGGAGGAUGUCGACGAGGACGAGGCCGGGGACGAGGACGAGGAGGGGGAGGGGAGGGCAUUAGUCUCCAUCGAAGGUCUGCUUCUGUCAACUCCACUGGCGCGGUGCCUCUUUCAGAUGAGCCAAGACACCGCAGAGACUCGAACACGAACACGCUCCAAAGGCAUUCCAGUUCUGUCCGAGCCCUCAGGACAUGAGAUGAAGCAUGAGUUGAGCAGCAGUUGUCCCACCCCCGGAUGUGAUGGCAAAGGUCACGUCAGUGGAAGAUACUUAAGGCAUAGAAGCGCCCUGGGAUGUCCAACCGUGAAGAGGAGGAAGCUGGAAGAGGCUGAGGAGAACCAGACUACUCCCAAGAAGAAAGGCCAGUCUGCUGUAAUGGAGGAGGAAGAAGAAGUGUUCACACCACACCACCACAUCGAGCAGGAAGACAACGAGCUGGAGGAGGAGAAAGAAGAGGAAGACCUCCAAGAGAAGAAGAAAUGUCUUCCAAGCAGCGAACCAGAAUCAAUACCAAACCACUGUUCCCCAUUUAUGAAGGAAGACAAUGUGGCAGAAACUGUGGUCUGUUCCACGACGAGAGAGGAGGACAGCAUCACGGUGGAGACGGACAAUGAAGUUGUGACCGAGAAAACCGGUAAGGACGAGACGUCGGUGAGCCCGGAACAACUGGCUGAGGAUAAUCAUGAGGCAAGCAAUAAUAGGCCGGACACAAUCCAAGAUAGAGAGACAACGGGGCCGAGGGAUUUUGGGAGAACUGAACUGGAACAUACAAAAGAAGAGGAGGAGGACGAAGAAGAAGAAGAGCAGAUUGAAGAACAUCAGUUUGUGGACAACAGAGCAGUAGGAAGGCAGAUGCUAAGCCAGGAAAACUCAGACCAUCAAUACUCCACAGGUCAUUACAACCAUCACCAGGUCAACCAGUCAGCAGAAGAGCAGAGAAGGAGGGAGCUGAAGGAGGACGAGGAGGAGGAGGAGGAGGACGAUGAAGAGGAGAGGGUCCAACAAGAGGUGGAUACUCUUUACUCCAUGAGUCCACACAGUCAAACAUCUCAGGAAUCUCUUGAUGAAGAAAAGGUCUGCUCUCCCAUGACUGAAGAAGACACCAAGGAGGAGGAGGAAGCAAGAAAGGUGCCGGCGGACGAAGAGGAGGAGGAGGAGGAGGAGGAGGAGGAGGAGGACCAUUGUUCUGGCAAAGUCUCCCCGGCCACUGUGGUCAUUGAGGUGCGCUCCGAAGAGGACGACGACGAGGAAGACGACGACGAGGAAGAGGGGCCCGAUUUUAUCUCGGAGGGUUCCGGGAUCACCGACGAUUCGGAGAACUGGGACAUGACUCGAGGCAACCUGGGCCUGCUGGAGCAAGCCAUCGCCUUGAAGGCCGGCGAGGGGACGGAGGGUCAGAGCUCCCAGGACUACCAGAACUACGACAGCCCCGGCAAGAGCUCCGACGGAGCGGUGCGGCGCAGCUCUCACUACAGCAAAGACAAGAAGGAAGUGAAGUGUCCAACCCCCGGGUGUGAUGGCACCGGUCAUGUGACCGGGCUGUACCCUCACCACCGCAGCCUGUCUGGAUGUCCUCAUAAGGACAGAAUCCCCCCCGAGGUCCUGGCCAUGUAUGAGAACGUCCUGAAGUGCCCCACCCCCGGCUGCACAGGCCAAGGUCAUGUCAACAGCAACCGCAACACACACCGCAGUCUGUCCGGAUGCCCCAUUGCUGCUGCAUCCAAGCUGAACAAGAACCCAGACAAGCAGGUCCAUCUACAGACCCCAGUCAGUGAACCCACCUCCAACUCUGACAGAGUGCUCAGGCCGAUGUGUUUCGUGAAGCAGCUGGAGAUCCCGCAGUACGGGACCUACGGGCCCAACACGGUCACCACCACGCCUCGGGCCAACCUGGCCAAGGAGCUGGAGAAGUACUCCAAGGUGUCUUUCGACUAUGCAAGCUUUGACGUCCAGGUGUUUGGAAAGCGUAUGCUGGUUCCAAAGACCACCGCCGCUGAAACCUCACCCAAAGCCUUCAAAACUAAACCCUUCAUCAAGGCCUCCUCUCCAAGCCGGACUGGACCAGGAGCCGUGGCCAAGACCGCCUUGUCGUCCAACGAGUACGACUGCAGUCAAGAUGCGGAGGCGGCACACAUGGCAGCCACGGCCAUCCUCAACCUGUCCACUCGCUGCUGGGAAAGACCCGAGACCCUCAGCGCCCCCCCCAGGGAGACCUGCACCGAGGAGGCCGACAUUGAAGUGGACGAGAACGGCACCUUGGACCUCAGCAUAAAGAAAAGCAAGAGAGAGAGCGUGCAGUCACCGGAGCCUUCAUCGUCCUCGUCCUCAUCCUCCCAGCACGCGGGGGGUGUGUCAUCUCAGGGCCACACCCAGCCUGAGUGGGAGGGGCCACUGGACUUCACCAAGUCCAGCAGCGUGAAGGAAGAAGGCCACGAUGAGGUGGAUUAUACAGUUACCUCAUACACUUCAUCUGACGUUGAGGACGAGGACCAGGACCAGGAGAACUUGGAGGACAGGAAGUACCCUGGGGAAGUUACGACCAGCAGCUUUAAGGUCAAGUUUUCACCUAAAGACUGCAAAAAAGAUAUUCUUGUAUGUCCCACGCCAGGCUGUGAUGGCAGUGGACACAUCACUGGCAACUAUGCAUCCCAUCGAAGUCUAUCAGGCUGUCCUCUUGCAGAUAAAUCACUACGGACACUCAUGGCUGCCCACUCGGCUGAACUUAAGUGUCCAACUCCUGGCUGUGAUGGAUCAGGCCAUAUCACAGGAAACUAUGCCUCGCAUAGAAGUUUGUCCGGGUGCCCUCGAGCCAAGAAAGGUGGAGUCAAAUUCAACCCCGCAAAGGACGACAAGGAGGACUCGGACUUGCUGCGGUGUCCUGUCCCCGGCUGUGACAGCCUGGGCCACAUCAGCGGCAAGUACGCCACACACCGCAGCGCUUACGGCUGUCCUCUGGCCGCCCGGCGCCAGAAGGAGGGUCUUCUUAAUGGCACUCCUUGCUCGUGGAAGACUUUCAAGACCGAGGGCCCCACCUGUCCCACACCUGGCUGUGACGGCUCCGGACACGCCAAUGGCAGUUUUCUCACACACCGCAGUCUGUCAGGUUGUCCCAGAGCGCUGGCCAGUAAGAAGAAAGCCAGGUUCCCAGGAGACGAGUACAUCACGGCCAAGUUCAGAGCCAGUGACGUUCUGGACAACGAUGAGGACAUCAAGCAACUCAACCAGGAGAUCAACCAGCUGACUGAGUCCAACUCUGAGAUGGAGGCUGACAUGGUCAACCUGCACACACAGAUCUCUUCCAUGGAGAAGAACCUGAAGAGCAUGGAGGAGGAGAACCAGCAGAUUGAGGAGAAAAACGAGGCCUUGUUUCUAGAAUUGUCCGGUCUGAGUCAGGCGCUCAUUCACAGCCUGGCCAACAUCCGCCUGCCCGCCAUGCAGGAGCCGCUGUGCCAGGACAACUUUGAGGGCUACGUGGAGACGCUGACCCACAUGUUCACCAACAAGGACCCGGAGAACCGGGCCCUGCUGGAGUCCAUCAACCAGGCGGUGCAGGGCAUCCAGGUGUGAGGGGGAGGCAGGCAUCCAGGUGUGAGGGAGAGGCAGGCAUCCAGGUGUGAGGGAGAGGCAGGCAUCCAGGUGUGAGGGAGAGGCAGGCAUCCAGGUGUGAGGGAGAAGGCAUCCAGGUGUGAGGGAGAAGAAGGCAUCCAGGUGUGAGGGAGAAGAAGGCAUCCAGGUGUGAGGGAGAAGAAGGCAUCCAGGUGUGAGGGAGAAGAAGGCAUCCAGGUGUGAGGGAGAAGAAGGCAUCCAGGUGUGAGGGAGAAGAAGGCAUCCAGGUGUGAGGGAGAAGAAGACAUCCAGGUGUGAGGGAGAAGAAGACAUCCAGGUGUGAGGGAGAAGAAGGCAUCCAGGUGUGAGGGAGAGGCAGGCAUCCAGGUGUGAGGGAGAAGAAGGCAUCCAGGUGUGAGGGAGAAGAAGGCGUCCAGGUGUGAGGGAGAAGAAGGCAUCCAGGUGUGAGGGAGAAGAAGGCAUCCAGGUGUGAGGGAGAAGAAGACAUCCAGGUGUGAGGGAGAAGAAGACAUCCAGGUGUGAGGGAGAAGAAGGCAUCCAGGUGUGAGGGAGAAGAAGGCAUCCAGGUGUGAGGGAGAAUAAGACAUCCAGGUGUGAGGGAGAAGAAGACAUCCAGGUGUGAGGGAGAAUAAGACAUCCAGGUGUGAGGGAGAAUAAGACAUCCAGGUGUGAGGGAAGAUGAAGAAGCUUCUUCUGCCGGCUGCCAUCCUUCUCUCUCCUCUCUCCUCUCUUUUCUCUCCAUGUCUUUGCGCAUGUUGCUUUAGUUGUUGGGCCAUGAGAACAUAUCUGUGUGAUGUCAGUGGUUAUGUCCAGUAGUUGCACACACUUCUUGUGACUAGUUAUCUUUCUUCUCCAUGUCAUCCAUCAUCUUCUUUGACUCUGUUAGCUGACAACUUUCCUCUGCACUGAUGAACAAAGGACAUAUUUUAAGAUAUCAACUAUGAAUUGUUUUAUAAAGUUAUUUAUUUAAAAAUGCUGGAAUCUUUUUACAGUAAAUGCAAACAUUUUGUAUAUGAAGGUUUUGGAACAAGCUUUUUAUUUAUGUAUUUAUUGGUGCUUCUGUUCUUAUGAUUUUGGACCACUGAUGUGUUGGAGUACUUUGCAGUUGACGGAAAAUAUUGAAGUGCACUAAUUUGUAGGCUGAACAAAGUGAUGCUGGUUCUGGUUCUGGUUCUGGUUUUGUGAUGACGACUGUGUGUGUGGACUCUGUGCUAGUUUUUCAAUAAACCUCCACUAACUAAU
Messenger RNA from Nerophis ophidion (straightnose pipefish), 5162 nucleotides. It is a transcript of the gene myt1a, whose product is annotated as myelin transcription factor 1a. NCBI's taxonomy places the organism in Eukaryota, Metazoa, Chordata, Actinopteri, Syngnathiformes, Syngnathidae. The record is from RefSeq and is a predicted model, not a curated record. Gene Ontology annotation, molecular function: RNA polymerase II cis-regulatory region sequence-specific DNA binding; DNA-binding transcription factor activity, RNA polymerase II-specific; zinc ion binding. The transcript has 23 exons. Gene Ontology annotation, cellular component: nucleus. Bases 471 to 3920 code for a protein of 1149 amino acids. Gene Ontology annotation, biological process: regulation of transcription by RNA polymerase II.